ACAACCGGAUGUAUCAAUGUUAACCAGCCCUCAGCGAAAAAUAACGUAAACUGUUUUAGACCAAAGAUUUAACUAUAAAUAUCCUGACAUUCUCCUUGUAGAUGUUUAUUUCUGCAGAUGUGAUAAGUCCUGUCUAAAAUUUGCUUUAAAGAAUUCCAUCGACCUUUGUUUGCAACAUGAAUGGACUUUUAGCUAAUUCAGCUAGCAGGAGAGAUUUAUUGGGGGUUCUGACGUUGAAGCAUUAAAAAAAAAACAUGGUUUAGGGCUACAGGAAGAGUCCAGGUUCCAGGUGUAUGAUACUAUCUGUAAUCUCUUGAGUGGAUACAGAAGGUAUAAGCUAUUCAGGUUUCCUAUUCUGCUUUAUUAAAUCAGAGCAUGUCUUGCGUAAGUUUUCAGUUUUAGGCAGCAGAAACAAACAAGGGUUGUAGAAAAGACUUUUAAGUGAAUCAAGAAUGUCUGAAACGAUGAAGAUUGAAGCGGGCGACUCCGGGAGGCUCAGUAUGUUGUCUCCCAUCCCUGCAGCAUCCUCAUCAGAACUGGAAGAGGGAAAGGGCAAGACAGAUCUCAUGAUUUCAGACUAUCAGAUGUCAGUGAUCAAAGAAGAAGUCUUCCCAGACUGGAGCUCGAGUUUGGACAACCGUUACCCAGAGCCCCCCCCCAUCAAAUUGGAAGAGGAAGAACAGUGGAUCAGUCAGAAGGAAGAGCAGCUUGCUGUGAAGAGGGAAGAUGGGGAGAAACCUCAGAUAGCAGAGCUUCACCAAAUAAAAACUGAGGACAAAGAGACAGAAAAUUUAACCAGCAGCUCAACUGAACAGACACAACUAGUUGAGGAGGACUGUGGGGCACCAGAACCAAACUAUAACCUUGAUCCUACAUAUUCUUCUCAAAAGAGCAAGCUAAAGGUCCAUAGAAAAUGUAAAAAUCCUAAACUGCACUCAAAAGUCAAAGCUCAGAUCGGAGUCAACACAGGAGAGAAGCUGUUUGGAUGCAAUAUCGGUGGGGAAAGAUUUAAACGGAAGGCUUAUGUGAAGUUACAUAUACUUGCACACAUAGAAAAUGAGGAACAUGGAUGUUAUCUUUGUGGUAAAGUAUUUAAAAAAAAGAGUUACCUUCAGAUCCACAUGAGACUCCAUACUGGAGAGAGACCGUUUGCUUGUGUUGAUUGUGGGAGAAGGUUUCAUCGAAAGACCAUUCUCAAAAACCACCUGGCCGUCCAUUCAGGAGAAAAACCAUUUUCUUGUGACAUUUGUGAUAAAAGAUUUAAGAGAGAGAAAUCUCUAAAAAGCCAUGUAUGGUUGAUCCAUACCGCAAAGAAGCAGUUUUCUUGUACUAUUUGCAGUAAAAGAUUUUUACAGGAAGAACACCUAAAGACUCACAUGCGUGUUCACACAGGAGAGAAGCCUUUUAUUUGUAACGUUUGCAGUAAAGAGUUUUCGCGACAAGAUCACCUAAAGAGUCACAUUCUUGUUCACACAGGAGAGAAACAAUUUAUAUGUGGGGUUUGUAGUAAGAAAUUUACGCUAAAACAGAAUUUAAAGAUUCACAUGCGUGUUCACUCAGGAGAGAAACCCUUUAUUUGUUCAAUUUGCGGUAAAGCCUUUUCACAACAAAACCGCCUCAAAAGUCACAUGAGCAUUCACACAGGAGAGAAACCGUUUGUCUGUGGUGUCUGUAAAAAAGAGUUUUCACAGCAGCGGAAUCUAAAGAUCCACAUGCAUAUCCACACGGGGGAGCAGCCGUUUCUCUGUAGCGUCUGUGGCAAAGGGUUUUCACUCCAAAGGAAUCUAAAGAUCCACAUUCGCAUUCACACUGGAGAGAAACCAUUUGUUUGUAGUUUUUGUGGUAAAGGCUUCUCACGACAAGACUAUUUGAAAAGUCACAUGCGUGUUCACACAGGAGAGAAACCAUUUGUUUGUGGUGUUUGUAAUAAAGCAUUCACACAACAACAGAAUCUGAAAAGGCAUAUGGAAGCUCACAAAGUAUGAUUUAUCUUUCUAGGUUCGUUCUAAUAAAUUAAGCAGCUAUUAGAUUGCAAUUUUUAUAUAGUAAUAGAUGUAUCUUAAAAAUCAUGUGGAACAGUGUUUUUAGUUUUAGGGCUGGGUGAUAUAGCCUAAAGUCAAUGUCGUGAUAUAUUCAGCAGUUUGCUUCACUUGAUAAGUGGAUGAUAUGACCUCCACAGGAGAAAAACACUACAGUCAUAUUCAUCUGAGCUUGGGA
Molecule: messenger RNA, 2217 nt
Organism: Cyprinodon tularosa
Lineage: Eukaryota; Metazoa; Chordata; Actinopteri; Cyprinodontiformes; Cyprinodontidae
Product: gastrula zinc finger protein XlCGF57.1-like
Exons: 2
Coding region: 453-1985 (510 amino acids)
Biological process (GO): regulation of transcription by RNA polymerase II
Cellular component (GO): nucleus
Molecular function (GO): RNA polymerase II cis-regulatory region sequence-specific DNA binding; DNA-binding transcription activator activity, RNA polymerase II-specific
Source: RefSeq, a predicted model, not a curated record